Messenger RNA from Cervus elaphus (red deer), 2348 nucleotides. RefSeq names its product UDP-N-acetylglucosamine pyrophosphorylase 1 (gene UAP1). The record is from RefSeq and is a predicted model, not a curated record. NCBI's taxonomy places the organism in Eukaryota, Metazoa, Chordata, Mammalia, Artiodactyla, Cervidae. Gene Ontology annotation, biological process: UDP-N-acetylglucosamine biosynthetic process. Gene Ontology annotation, molecular function: UDP-N-acetylglucosamine diphosphorylase activity. The transcript has 11 exons. The coding region runs from base 305 to 1870 and encodes 521 amino acids.
CCUGUGCUCAGGGAGCUGACGUGUCGGGGUGGGUGGUUGCGGCCCCUCCCCGCGCGGCAGCCACUCGUCGCGGAGACGGAGGGGCGGGGUGGCCGGGGCCGGCGCUCCCCCUGGCCCCAGCUCCCGGCCCGCCCCGCCGCCCCGGCCCCCCGGAUGAAGGUAUAUAUUAGGAGCUGGCGCUGGACGCAGAUGAGUGGCCGCGCCGAAGGAGCCGGAGCCGGGCGGAGCUGCGGUGGAGCCGAGAAAGUUUUACAGGUGCAGAAAUUACACCUCCGUUAUCACAAAACUUGGCCACUCAAGCAUCAUGAAUGUCAAUGACCUCAAACUCAGGUUGUCCAAAGCUGGGCAGGAACACCUGCUGGACUUCUGGGAUGAGUUGGAGGAGGCCCAACAGGUAGAACUUUAUGCGGAGCUCCAGGCCAUGAACUUCCAGGAGCUGAACUUGUUUUUCCAAAAGGCAAUUGAAGGAUUUAACCAUUCCUCCCAGCCAGAGAAAGUAGAUGCGCGGAUGGAACCUGUACCUCGAGAGGUGUUGGGCAGUGCUACCAGGGAUCAAGAUCAGCUGCAGGCCUGGGAAAGUGAAGGACUUUUCCAGAUAUCUCAGAACAAAGUGGCAGUUCUUCUUCUAGCUGGUGGGCAGGGGACAAGACUCGGUGUUGCAUAUCCCAAGGGGAUGUAUGAUGUUGGUUUGCCAUCCCGUAAGACACUUUUUCAGAUUCAAGCAGAGCGUAUCCUGAAGCUUCAGCAGUUAGCUGAAAAAUAUCAUGGCAACAAAUGUAUCAUUCCAUGGUAUAUAAUGACCAGUGGCAGAACAAUGGAAUCUACAAAGGAAUUCUUCACAAAGCACAAGUACUUUGGUUUGAAGAAAGAGAAUGUAAUCUUUUUUCAGCAGGGAAUGCUGCCUGCUAUGAGUUUCGAUGGGAAAAUUAUUUUGGAAGAGAAGAAUAAGGUUUCUAUGGCUCCAGAUGGGAAUGGUGGUCUUUAUCGGGCUCUUGCAGCCCAGAAUAUUGUGGAGGAUAUGGAGCAAAGAGGCAUUUGGAGCAUUCAUGUCUAUUGUGUUGACAACAUAUUAGUAAAAGUGGCAGACCCACGGUUUAUUGGAUUUUGCAUUCAGAAAGGAGCAGACUGUGGAGCAAAGGUGGUGGAGAAAACAAACCCUACAGAACCAGUUGGAGUGGUUUGCAGAGUGGAUGGAGUAUACCAGGUGGUGGAGUAUAGUGAGAUUUCUCUGGCAACAGCUCAGAAACGAAGCUCAGAUGGACGACUGCUAUUCAACGCUGGCAACAUUGCCAACCAUUUCUUCACCGUACCAUUUCUGAGAGAUGUUGUCAAUAUUUAUGAACCUCAGUUGCAGCACCAUGUGGCUCAAAAGAAGAUUCCAUUUGUGGAUUCCCAGGGGCAGUUAAUUAAGCCAGACAAACCAAAUGGAAUAAAGAUGGAAAAAUUUGUCUUUGAUAUCUUCCAGUUUGCAAAGAAGUUUGUGGUAUAUGAAGUAUUACGGGAGGAUGAGUUUUCUCCACUGAAGAAUGCAGACAGUCAAAAUGGGAAGGACAACCCCACUACUGCAAGGCAUGCCUUGAUGUCCCUCCACCACUGCUGGGUCCUCAAUGCAGGGGGCCACUUCAUAGACGAAAAUGGCUCGCGCCUCCCAGCAAUUCCCCGUGCUACACAUGGAAAGUCAGAGGCCAUCACAGCUGAUGUCAAUCACAACUUGAAGGAUGCCAAUGAUGUGCCAAUCCAGUGUGAAAUCUCUCCUCUUAUCUCCUAUGCUGGAGAAGGACUAGAAAGUUAUGUGGCAGAUAAAGAAUUCCAUGCACCUUUAAUCAUUGACGAGAAUGGAGUCCAUGAGCUGGUGAAGAAUGGUUUAUGAGCCAGAUACUAAAUAAGUUCCACCACGAUAAGAGUAGCUUUUAUUUUUGAUAGACUGACUGUGAACCUACAGGACCUCUCCUACAAUACUCAUGUUUGAAUAUACACAGGCUUUCAUUUUGCUUGUUCAACUCUUGUAACUACUACAUAUUUCAUAAGAUCCAGGUGACUGAACUUCAGAAAGCAUUUUUAUGAUUCACAGCUGAUGGAAGGUAUUAUUUAUAUUUUUCAGUUGUAUUUUUUUCCAAGCUAAGGAAAACAUUGGCUAUCUUGGAUAUUUCUUACAACUUAUGUAUAGUCAUGGUGUUCAACAUCACUUUACUUGGAAGCAUUUGUUUUGAAGUUGUACAUAGUAAUAAUAUGUCAUUGUACAUGUCGAAAGGUUUCUAUGGUACUAAAAGUUUGUUUUAUUUUAUCAAAAAUUAAAUUUUUUUAAGAAAAUAAUUGGACAGUAAAAUAAACUUUUCUUCUUGUCUCAA